Messenger RNA from Prorocentrum cordatum, 2025 nucleotides. Lineage: Eukaryota; Dinophyceae; Prorocentrales; Prorocentraceae. The record is from the annotation of a GenBank genome assembly.
GACAAGGACGGGCGCAUCAUCUUCAGGUGUCGCGAGGUCCCCGGUGUCAGGUGGACCUGCAUGGGCGACGGCGGCGGUGGGCACUGUUGCUGGCUAUGCGGCGAGUGCGGCAAAGCAGUCAACGAACCAGAGCACUUCACGUCAACCGAGCACAUGAAACAGCGCAAGCAGACCCAGAUCGCCAAGCACAUGGACGGCUACCCACCCCACGGGCUACCUGACCCCCAAAGUUUCACAAAGGGAGGGGACCUGUGGGCCAUGACGCGGGGCAUAGAUGCACCGGAGAUCCCGAGGGCGCAAUGCCCAGGGUGGUGCUGGGACUGGGAGCUUGACGGGAAACAGUCCCCCAUCGACCCCUCUGUCUACGAGGCGGACUGGGACGCGAUGCCGAUUAGAUUUCCAACGUACUACGACGGACCAGGGCACUCUCCCCCGCUUGGACUGGUGAUCAGCAACGACAAAGUACAGCACCCCUGGACCAAGACCACCGGGCGUCGCAUACAGCUCGCCAGGAACGCCGAGGACCUCUACAGCGCCCCCUGGUACAUGGUCCCAAACGGCUCGGCAGCGCGCCCCUGCCUAGGACCAGUUCCAGGGGCAGUCCCGCUACCGACCGACUGGACUCGACGGCUGCAACUGCACCGCCAGGAGCUAAGGAGGGUCUUCUUUGCAGAGUUCUACGCGGACGCGGGGCCAUCCGACGACGGCUCCACCGCGUCCCGGCAGGUCAUCGCUAGCAAGACUACCUGCGCCCUAGACGUGCGUAUCCUCACCUGUUCCCAGCCAAGCGAGCAGUGCCGGGAUAUCCAGAGUAGGUACCACCUGCAAGAGCGGCUCAAAGGGCAACAACAGGGCCAAAACGAGUACUACCCGCUGGUUUGGGACACGAAGUGGGCCAUGGAGUGGACGGAGCGCGACAUGACGGCAGGCGCCCCGAACCCCUUCCUAAUUCCCAAGUCUUCGCCAACGGUGGAUUUCUUGGCAGAGAUGACCCACGUCUGGCCUCCUGCCCCCGGCGCCAGGGUCUCGGGCGCAGACCGGCGCUGCCCCGCGGGAAUCGCGCUGGUCCACUACGACGCCAAGAGGAACGGUCCCUUUCGCGACAACGACGACACAGUUCCAAGGCCAAGCCCGGGCCAACAAUACUACAGGGUCGAUCGCACCACGAGGAAGACCCAAUUCAACAGGGUGAACGCGGCGAUGCGGGAAUUCUUUUCAGUCGGGUGCGAUAGGGCGGCCCUCUGGGGCACUGCCCUCCCGCCCAUCGUUUGGGCGCUCGUUUUUCGGCGCGAGGACUGCGACAGCUGGGCCAGAGCCCUGGCCGUGCCGGCUCAGGGCGAAGCGGCAGAUCUCCUGCUGGCGCAGGCCUCGGUGACCCUGGAGCGCACCAUCGACGACCCCGACCAACGCAGCGCCAACCCGCGUGCGGGCACGCCCGCGCUGACGGCUCAGCAGGGGGAGGAUUCCCCGGGCAGCGUCUUCCAACGACUGUUGCCGGCUCCUAAGGAGGGACGCCUGGAGCACAUCUGUAACCUGCGCCGCGCCAACGACGCCCAACGACGCUGCGUGCUUGCGACCCAGAACUCUCUCCUUACCCUGUGCCGCGGGCCUCCCGGGACCAGGGAGACCAAGGUCGCGGCCUGCGUGGCGGACGCCUACAUGUCGUGCCUCCCCCCAGGGUGGGGCGUAGGGUGUUUUGGCGGCACCGACGGGUCCACGGACAACCUGGCAGAGCAAAUCGGAAAGAACCUGAACACAGCCAACAAAGACCUGUUCCCGCGCAUGGCCGUGCGCCUCGCACACGAGGACAAGGCAAAGGGCAGCGUAGCCAAAGCGAUUGCCCCCGCCGCCAAGUAUGCCAAUAUGUACAACGUAUCGGAGGACGAGGUCACCGCGGGGCACGCGAGCUGGUUCCGCAAGUUCCGAGCGGGGGCCGACCUCGGGGACAAGAAGUUCCUCAUAUGUCUCCUCGACGAGGCAGGACAGACGUCCGACCCCAUGGCCAUCAUGUCCCUGAGCCACGCU